Miniopterus natalensis is the source of this 1713-nucleotide messenger RNA. NCBI's taxonomy places the organism in Eukaryota, Metazoa, Chordata, Mammalia, Chiroptera, Miniopteridae. The record is from RefSeq and is a predicted model, not a curated record.
AUGAGGAUGCCCAAUAACCACGAGCAGAUGCACGUGACCACGAGCACACCCAACCACGAGCAGAUGCACGUGACCACGGGCACCCCCAGGCCACUGGCAGAGGUGGCAGCCUUUGAGCGGGAGGUCAAGUGCAUAAGGGAGCGUGAUGCUGAGCAAAAUGUGUACCUGCCGGAGAGUCCAGUGUUUGUUGAAAAGGUGCUGAAGAGACUUUUUCCUCAUGAUCCACAUGACCAAGAAAAGACAGCAUCUCUGCCCACGACCUGCGAAACCCCUCCUGAGAGAGUGAAAUGCAGGCCCAUCCCCCCAUUGGCAGCAGGUGGUGGCACUGGGACCCCUCCUGGCCAGCGGCUCUACACCGUGGCUUUGCCUCCUGAGGGCUAUGUUCCUGCUCCGCCAGAGCUGCUCAGCCGCACGGAUUCCCAGAGCUCGGAUUCCCAGAGCUCGUGCAGCAGUGAUGAUGCGGAAGCAUCCAGAAGUUUCCUUGGUGCUUCAGUGAGGAUCUGUGCUUUGCCUGCGGAGGUUAGACAGAUUUCGGAAGUGGGAGUGUUGAGCACCACACACCUCAGCAGCAUGCUUCUGGAUUUAGGCUUGUUUACAGACUGUCCUCUGGAACGCCCAGCCGGCUCACCCUCCGUUUUCAUAGAUCAGGAUCCUCCUGCUCAGCGAAAGAGAAGAAGAAUCAGAAAGCAUAAAUCGAAGAAGAAACAUCAGCAUCCCAACAGUGUCCACGUAGAACAUGCAGAAUUAGAGCAACAGCAGAGUCUCUCGCAAGAACUGCAGCCACGGCACAGAGAUGGCCCCACAAUUAGCAAAAGUAAGAGAAGGAAACUGAGAAAGAAACAGCAAGUGGAACGGAAACGAGCAGCUGGCUCACUGCAGAGAGCCUCCGGUGUCAGCUUCCUGUACGAGCCCGGGGAGGGCAGCCUCGAGCCGGGGGCCAGCUGCGAGGGGGCCGGCGGGGGCAGCUCCGGGGCCGAGGGGCACGGUGAGGAAGGCUCCGAGGGGAAGGCAGAGGGCAUCCUCGAUUUUCUGAAGUCAACCCAGGAGAUGUAUUUCUAUGACGGUGUCUCCAAGGAUUCGGACCCAGCCUUCCUAGAAGCCACUGAGGAGCUGCUAAAGAGCCUGGCAGCAUGCAGCCUGCCCCCCUCAGACCUGCUGGCCCUGCACCACCUGAAGACACUGCUGCUCCUACAGGAUCCUGGCAAACUGCAGCGUGCCCUGCAGGUGUUCACAGAGCACUGCACCAUGCCGCCAGACCAUGCCAGAGUGGUCUCUGCUUUCUUUAAUUACUGGAUCACCCACGUCCUCCCUGAGAAAAACAGUCAGUAAAGUGAGAACAUGUACCUGAGAAGAGCUGACGCGACUGGAAAACAUAAGCGACAGAGAGGAAGGGGGCCGAGUUACCCCUCUUCACAAAGACAGUGACGUUCCCUCGGUUUUCUCAGUGACCCCCCUGGACCCCUGCGGACAGUCCUGCUGUGUCACCUUCUCUGUAUCCACGUGUCAGGAAGAUGUCGGCUGAGGCUCCGCGUGAGAAAUGGGGAUAAGACUGCAAGUCUCCAUUUAAAAAUUGCAUGUGUCUUGAAUUUACUGCCCAGUGGUUCUGUUUUUUAAUUCCUGUAAAAAUUUAAAAGCACUCACUCUGUUGAGUGAACUGUAUAGUUUGAAGACGUUGUGUAUUUUUAUAAAGUUUUAAACCGCCCUGUAUCUGAA